UCCCUCCCCCCCCCGCUCUCCCCGCCCGCUCAAGCAGCUCCCGGCUCCCUCCCCCUCGCAGCGACCGGCCGGGCCGAGGAUGGACUGGGAGUGAUUCCCGGCAGAGCACGAGGACCGGAACCCCAAAAUGAAAGUGGAUCGGACGAAACUGAAGAAAACCCCCACGGAGGCGCCCGCUGACUGCCGGGCCCUCAUCGAGAAGCUGAAAGCUUGCAGUGAUGAGCAGCUGGUGACGGAACUGCAGCAGAUCAAGACAUGGAACAUUGGGAAGUGCGAGCUGUACCACUGGGUGGACCUGCUGGACCGCUUCGACGCGCUGCUGGCCGAGGCGGGCCGGCCGGUGGAGGCCAUGAGCUGGAUGCUGGCCUGCGACCGGCCCGAGCGCCAGCCCCUCAAGGCCCUGCUGCUGGCCCUGCUCAACUUCACGGCCCUGCUCAUCGAGUACAGCUUCUCCCGCCACCUCUACAGCUCCAUCGAGCACCUGACCACGCUGCUGGCCUCCUCGGACAUGCACGUGGUGCUGGCCGUGCUCAACCUGCUCUACGUGUUCAGCAAACGCUCCAACUACAUCACCCGCCUGGGCUCCGAGCGCCGUGGGCCCCUGCUGGCCCGCCUGCAGCACCUGGCCGAGAGCUGGGGUGGAAAGGAGAAUGGAUUUGGGCUGGCUGAGUGCUGUCGGGACUUGCACAUGAUGAAAUACCCCCCCAGUGCCACCACCCUGCACUUUGAGUUCUACGCCGAGCCAGGCGUCGAGGUGAAGGUGGACAAGAGGGCCACCAGCACCACCUUGCACUACAUCCACAUCGAGCAGCUGGACAAGAUUUCAGAGAGCCCCUCGGAGAUCAUGGAGUCCCUGACCAAGAUGUACAGCAUCCCCAAGGACAAACAGAUGCUGCUGUUCACCCACAUCCGCCUGGCCCACGGCUUCUCCAACCACAAGAAGCGGCUGCAGGCGGUGCAGGCGCGGCUCCACGCCAUCUCCAUCCUGGUGUACUCCAACGCGCUGCAGGAGUCGGCCAACAGCAUCCUGUACAACGGGCUGAUCGAGGAGCUGGUGGACGUGCUGCAGAUCACCGACAAGCAGCUGAUGGACAUCAAGGCAGCCUCCCUGCGGACGCUGACGUCCAUCGUGCACCUGGAGCGCACGCCGAAGCUCAGCAGCAUCAUCGACUGCACCGGCACCGCCUCCUACCACGGCUUCCUGCCCGUGCUGGUGCGCAACUGCAUCCAGGCCAUGAUCGACCCUUCCAUGGAGCCCUACCCCCACCAGUUCGCCACGGCGCUCUUCUCCUUCCUGUACCACCUGGCCAGCUACGACGCGGGCGGCGAGGCGCUGGUGUCGUGCGGCAUGAUGGAGGCGCUGCUCAAGGUGAUCAAGUUCCUGGGGGACGAGCAGGACCAGAUCACGUUCGUCACACGGGCGGUGCGGGUGGUGGAUCUCAUCACCAACCUGGACAUGGCCGCCUUCCAGUCGCACAGCGGGCUGUCCAUCUUCAUCUACCGCCUCGAGCACGAGGUGGACCUGUGCCGUCGCGAGUGUCCCUUUGUCAUCAAGCCCAAAGUGCAGCGCCCGCCUGCUGCCACCCUGCCCGAGGGCGAGGACAUGGAGACGGACAUGGAGGUGACCGAUGUGGCCAUGGAGAGCAGCCCCGGCCCCUCGGCCGAGGCCCGGCCAGACCCGGUGCCACCAGCCCCGCCAGCCGUGCCCAGCACCAGCGCUGCCACCCCCUCCCCGCGCGGCGGCGUGCAGUGCAUCCCCCAGCGCGCCGCUUUGCUCAAAUCCAUGCUGAACUUCCUCAAAAAAGCCAUCCAAGACCCCGCCUUCUCCGACGGCAUCCGGCACGUGAUGGACGGCUCGCUGCCCACCUCGCUGAAGCACAUCAUCAGCAACGCCGAGUACUAUGGCCCCUCGCUGUUCCUGCUGGCGACCGAGGUGGUGACGGUCUUCGUGUUCCAGGAGCCCUCGCUGCUGUCCUCGCUGCAGGACAACGGCCUCACCGACGUCAUGCUGCACGCUCUGCUCAUCAAGGACGUGAGUGGGGCUCACCUGUGCUGGGCUGCACCUGUCACCUCAUUUCUGCUCCCCUCAAAACCUGCUCUGCACCCCCAAAACCUGUUCUGCCCCCCCAAAACACUCUCUGUCCCCCCAGGCGACACAGCCUCCAACCUGGGCAGCGCCGUGGACGAGCUGAUGCGGCACCAGCCCACGCUCAAGACCGACGCCACCACCGCCAUCAUCAAGCUGCUGGAGGAGAUCUGCAGCCUGGGCCGGGACCCCAAGUACAUCUGCCAGAAGCCGUCGAUGCAGAAGGCGGACGGGACGGCGGCCGCGCCGCCCCCGCGCUCGCCCCACGCCGCCGAGGAGGCCUCGAGCGAGGAUGAGGAGGAGGAGGAGGUGCAGGCCAUGCAGAGCUUCGGGGCUGCCCAGCAGAGCGAGGCAGAGCCCAGCCAGACCGUGGUGGGCACGGAGGAGCGCAUCCCCAUCCCGCUCAUGGACUACAUCCUCAACGUGAUGAAGUUCGUGGAGUCCAUCCUGAGCAACAACACCACGGACGAUCACUGCCAGGAGUUCGUGGCCCAGCGGGGGCUGCGGCCGCUCGUCACCAUCCUGGGGCUGCCCAACCUGCCCGUGGACUUCCCCACCUCUGCAGCCUGCCAGGCCGUGGCUGGGGUCUGCAAAUCCAUCCUGAGUCUCUCCCCCGAGCCCAAGGUGCUCCAGGAGGAGGGCGAGGCGGAGGGCCCAGGCCCCACGGGGGGCGUGGGCAGUGACCCCCCCCCAGCCCAGGGGCUGCUGGAGGGGAUGGGGCUGGAGGGGGAGCCCCUGGCCCCCAUGGAGACGGACGAGCCGAGCGCCAGCGACCCCAAAGCCAAGGCCAAGAUCACCCCAGCCAUGGCCGCCCGCAUCAAACAGAUCAAACCCCUGCUCUCUGCCUCGUCGCGGCUGGGCCGGGCGCUGGCCGAGCUCUUCGGGCUGCUGGUCAAGCUGUGCGUGGGCUCCCCGGUGCGGCAGCGCCGCAGCCACCACGCGGCCGCCGCCGCCCCCGCGCCCACCGCGGCCGCCCGCGCCACGGCCUCGGCGCUGACCCGCCUGCUGACCAAGGGGCUGAGCUGGCAGCCGCCCCCCUACACCCCCACGCCGCGCUUCCGGCUGACAUUCUUCAUCUGCUCGGUGGGGUUCACGUCGCCCAUGCUGUUCGACGAGCGCAAGUUCCCCUAUCACCUCAUGCUGCAGAAAUUCCUCUGCUCCGGCGGCCACAACGCCCUCUUCGAGACCUUUAACUGGGCGCUGUCCAUGGGGGGCAAGGUGCCGGUGGGGGAGGGUCUGGAGCACCCCGACCUGCCGGACGGCACCGGCGAGUUCCUGGACGCGUGGCUGAUGCUGGUGGAGAAGAUGGUGAACCCCAGCACGGUGCUGGAGUCCCCCCACGCGCUGCCUGCCAAGGCCCCCCCACACGGACACCCCCCCUUCAGCGCCCUGCGCUUCCUCGUGGUCACCCAGAAGAAUGUUUCGGUGGCAGGGUUCCUGGAGGGUUUUGGGGUGUUUUUGAGGGGUGGUUCUCAGAGGUUUUCAGGGGUUUUGGGGGUUCUGGUGGAUUUUGGGGUGUUCUGGGGGGGAUUUUGGGGUGCUCUGGGGGUCGCCGCAGCCCCUGACGCUGCCCCCCAGGACCUGAGCAUGUCGGAGGAGGAUCAGAUGAUGAGAGCCAUCGCCAUGUCCCUGGGCCAGGACAUCCCCAUGGAGCAGCGUGCCGAGUCCCCCGAGGAGGCCGCGUGCCGCAAGGAGGAGGAGGAGCGGCGGGCGCGGGAGCGGCAGGAGGAGGAGGAGGCCAAGUGCCUGGAGAAGUUCGAGGGGGCCGAGCCGCUGGAGGCGGCCGAGCUCGGCGCCUUCACGGACUCGAUGCUGCCCGGCUGCUCGCAGCUGCUGGACGAGCUGCCGGACACCGUGUACCGCGUCUGCGACCUGCUGAUGACGGCCGUGCGCCGCAACGGCCCGGCCUACCGGGACAGCGUGCUCAAGCAGGUGGUGCAGCAGGUGUGGGAGGCGGCCGAUGUCCUGAUCAAGGCGGCCGUGCCGCUGACCACCAGCGACACCAAGACGGUGUCGGAGUGGAUCAGCCAAAUGGCCACCCUGCCCCAGGCCUCCAACCUGGCCACGCGCAUCCUGCUGCUCACCCUGCUCUUCGAGGAGCUGAAGCUGCCCUGUGCCCGUGUGGUGGAGUCCAGCUGCGUGCUGGACGUGCUGAUCAAGCUGCUGGAGGUGGUGCAGCCCUGCCUGCAGGCUGCCAAGGAGCACAAGGAGGUGCAGACCCCCAAGUGGAUCACCCCUGUGCUGCUGCUGAUUGAUUUCUACGAGAAGACGGCCGUGUCCUCCAAGCGCCGGGCGCAGAUGAACAAGUACCUGCAGGCCACUGGGAACAACUGGCGCUGGUUCGACGACCGCUCGGGCCGCUGGUGCAGCUACAGCGCCAGCAACAACAGCACCAUCGACGCGGCGUGGCGCGCCGGAGAGCCCAGCGUGCGCUUCACGGCCGGCCGGCGGCGCUACACCGUGCAGUUCACCACCAUGGUGCAGGUGAACGAGGAGACCGGGAACCGGCGCCCGGUGAUGCUGACGCUGCUGAGACCCCCCCGGGCCGGGAAGGGCCGCGACGAGGGGGGGACCGAGGACCCCGAGGGGAAGGGCAAGGACGAGACCCCCGCUCCAGACCCCCCUUCUACAGAGGAAGACCCCCCCUCCACCCCUACCACCACCACCACCACCACCACCACCACCACCAGCAGCACCGCCGCCGCCCCCUGCCCAUCCCCUCCGUGCCCCACGCCGACCCCCGAGGAGCCGCGGGAGGAGGCGGACGCCGAGGCUCCGGUGCGGGGCCUGGCGGAGGAGGCGGUGCCGGCCGUGCUGCGGGCGUGCGUCAGCAUGCUGGGGGUACCCGUGGACCCCGACACGCUGCACGCCACGCUGCGCCUGUGCCUGCGCCUGACGCGGCAGCACAAGCACGCGCUGCUCUUCGCCGAGCUGCGCUCCACCCGCACCAUCCUGGCGCUGACGCAGAGCUCCGGCUUCACCGGCUUCACGCCGCUCGUCACCCUGCUCUUCCGGCACAUCAUCGAGGACCCCUGCACGCUGCGGCACACCAUGGAGAAGCCUCAGAGCAGGGGGCCCAGCAGUCUCUCAGACAGAAUGGUGGUCCCAGAGGUGCCUCCACAUCCCAAAAACCAGAGUCCCACCUCAUCCUCAUCCCCACCACCCUCUGACGACGAGUUCGAGAACCUGCGGAUCAAGGGGCCCAACGCGGUGCAGCUGGUGAAGACCACGCCGGCCAAGGCGGCCGCGCUGCCGCCCAUCCCCGAGCCCAUCCGCGACGUCAUCUACGACAUGCUCAACGCCCUGGCCGCCUACCACGCCCCCGACGAGGGUGACAAGGGGGACCCCAAGAGCGCGGCGCCCAGCGAGGUGAGCCAGCUGCUGUCGGACAUCGGGGACGACAUGUACCAGCAGUACCGCAGCCUGACCCGCCCGCCCGCCGACUUCGACCCCCCCGCCGGCUUCGCCAUCAACGCCCAGGUUUUUGCUGCUGAUGGAGCCACGGCCGAGACACCGCCCUCGGGAACCCCCCAGGGAGAAGCGUCCAGCCCCGAGGAGGGCCGCGAGGGCCGCAAGGAGAAGGAGGGGGAGCGUGGCGAGGAGCGGGGCCGGGCGCGGGGCUCCAAGCCCCUGAUGCCCACCUCGACCAUCCUGCGGCUGCUGGCCGAGCUGGUGCGCUCCUACGUGGGCAUCGCCGCCCUGAUCGCCAACUACAGCUACAGCGUGGGGCAGUCCGAGCUCAUCAAGGAGGACUGCAGCGUGCUGGCCUUUGUCCUGGACCACCUGCUGCCCCACCAGCAGAACGCCGAGGACAAGGACACGCCGGCGCUGGCGCGGCUCUUCCUGGCCAGCCUGGCCGCGGCCGGCAGCGGCACCGAUGCCCAGGUGGCCCUGGUCAACGAGGUCAAGGCCGCCCUCGGCCGCGCCCUGGCCAUGGCCGAGAGCACCGAGAAACACGCCAGGCUCCAGGCCGUCAUGUGCAUCAUCAGCACCAUCAUGGAGUCGUGCCCGUCCACCUCGAGCUUCUACAGCAGCGCGGCCAAGCCGCCCCACAACGGCAUGAACAACAUCAUCCGCCUGUUCCUCAAGAAGGGGUUGGUCAACGACCUGGCCCGCGUGCCCCACAGCCUCGACCUGUCCAGCCCCAACAUGGCCAACACGGUGAACGCGGCGCUGAAACCGCUGGAGACGCUGUCGCGCAUCGUGAACCAGCCCAGCGGGCUCUUCGGGGCCAAGGGCUCCUCCAGCAAGAGCAAGGCCGAGGGCAACGGCGGCGCCCGCGAGGCGGGGGCCGCACCCCCCGACGGAGGGGACCCCGGGGACCCCGAGCCCCCCGAGGAGGACGCGGAGGCGGCGCAGGCCGAGGCGGCCGACGGGGACAUGGACGGCGAGGCCGAGGGGGACACGGUGGUGCUGGCCGGGCAGCCCGAGGGGCUCACCACCCAGGAGAUGCAGGUGGAGAACGAGCUGGAGGAUCUCAUUGACGAGCUGCUGGAGCGGGACGGCGCCGACGGCAACAGCACCAUCAUCGUGAGCCGCUCGGCCGAGGACGAGUCGCAGGAGGACGUCCUGAUGGACGAGGCUCCGUCCAACCUCAGCCAGGCCUCCACGCUGCAGGCCAACCGCGAAGAUUCCAUGAACAUCCUGGACCCCGAGGAUGAGGAGGAGCACACGCAGGAGGAGGACAGCAGCGGCAGCAACGAGGAUGAGGAUGACAGCCAGGACGAGGAGGAGGAGGAGGAAGAAGAGGAUGAGGAUGAUCAGGACGAUGAGGAGGGUGAGGAAGGUGAGGAGGAGGAGGAUGACGAUGAUGGCUCGGAGAUGGAGCUGGACGAGGAUUACCCCGACAUGAACGCCUCGCCCCUCGUGCGCUUCGAGCGCUUUGACCGCGACGACGACCUCAUCAUCGAGUUCGACAACAUGUUCUCCAGCCCCACUGACAUCCCGCCGUCCCCCGGGAACAUCCCUGCCAGCCACCCUCUGCUGGUGCGGCACGCGGAGCACGGGGGGCUGGGGCUGGGGGCCGGCCCGGGGGGCGCCCGCCUGGCCCAGGGGCUGGGCCGGAGCCAGCGCACGCUGCGGCAGCUCACGGCCAACGCCGGCCACACCAUCCACGUCCACUACCCGGGGGCACGGCAGCCGAACCCCCCCCUGAUCCUGCAGCGCCCCCGAUUUGCCCCCCCAGUGGUCAAGGUGCCCAUCCUGGCCCGGCUGGAGGCGCUGCGGGACGAGGAGCUGGACGAGCGGCGCGAGAAGCGCCGGCGCCAGGCGGCCGAGGACGAGGCCAAAGGCGCCGAGCGCGGCCCCGAGGACAAGGACGGGGCGGAGACCCAGGACGCGGCGUCCAAAGCCGGCCCCGCUUCGGCCGACGUCACCCCCCCAGGAGCCCCCCAAAUCCCCGCUCGCCCCCCUCAGCCCCCCGAACACGAAGAGGGGGGUCCUGGACGACCCCCCCAAGACGCCGAAGCCACUCAGAUGGAGCUGUCACCCGCCCCCACCAUCACGUCGCUGUCCCCAGAGCGGGCGGAGGACUCGGACGCGCUGACGGCCGUGAGCAGCCAGCUGGAGGGGUCCCCCAUGGACACCUCCAGUUUGGCCUCCUGCACCCUGGAAGAAUCGGGGGGGGCUCCCCCUGCUCCCACAGCCCCCCAAAGCCCCCCUGGAACCCCCCAGGGACCCCCUCCCGCCCCCCCCGACACCGCUCAGCCUCCGGACGAUAGCUCCCCCCCGGCCUCAUCCUCGGAGAGUUCGUCCACCCGGGACUCGGCCGGGGCCAUUUCCGGGGCCGACUCGCGGGGGAUCCUGGAGGAGCCGCUGCCGUCCACCAGCAGCGAGGAGGAGGAUCCGCUGGCCGGGAUCAGCCUCCCCGAGGGCGUGGACCCGUCGUUCCUGGCGGCGCUGCCGGACGACAUCCGUCGGGAGGUGCUGCAGAACCAGCUGGGGAUCCGCCCGCCCGCGCGGGCGCCGCCCGCCGCCAGCCCCGCGCCGCCCGUGGUGGCCAACCCCGGCCUCACCGAGGUCAGCCCCGAGUUCCUGGCGGCGCUGCCCCCGGCCAUCCAGGAGGAGGUGCUGGCGCAGCAGCGGGCGGAGCAGCAGCGGCGGGAGCUGGCUCAGGCCACGGGCUCGGACGCGCCCAUGGACCCGGUGACGUUCAUCCAGACGCUGCCGUCCGAGCUGCGGCGCUCGGUGCUGGAGGACAUGGAGGACUCGGUGCUGGCCGUGAUGCCGCCGGACAUCGCGGCCGAGGCGCAGGCGCUGCGGCGCGAGCAGGAGGCGCGGCAGCGGCAGCUCAUGCACGAGCGCCUCUUCGGCCACUCCAGCACCUCGGCGCUCUCGGCCAUCCUGCGCAGUCCUGCGUUCACCAGCCGGCUCAGCGGGAACCGCGGCGUUCAGUACACGCGGCUGGCGGUGCAGAGGGGUGGCACCUUCCACAUGGGGGGCACCGGCACCCACAGCAGGCCGGCGGGCAGCAGCGUGGACAGCCUGCUGCGCCUGCGCGGGCGGCUGCUGCUGGACCACGAGGCUCUGUCCUGCCUGCUGGUGCUGCUCUUCGUGGACGAGCCCAAGCUGAACACGAGCCGCCUGCACCGCGUCCUGCGCAACCUCUGCUACCACGCUCCCACGCGGGGCUGGGUGGUCCGCAGCCUGCUGUCCAUCCUGCAGCGCAGCAGCGAGAGCGAGCUGUGCCUCGAGACCCCCCGCGGGACCCCCGCGCCGGGCGCCGAGGAGCGGCCGCGCGGCCGCGCCGGCGGCAGCCGCGCCGGGCCCGGCUCGGCCGCGGAGCCGCGCGGGCUGGACCUGCUGCACCGCAUGGAGUCGCGCAGCUCCGGGCAGCUCUCCUGGCUCUCCGUGUCCAUGGACGCCGCCCUGGGCUGCAGGACCAACAUCUUCCAGAUCCAGCGCGUGCCUGGCCGCAAGCACACCGAGAAGCACGCGGCGGCCGCCGGCUCCGCCGUGCACAUCCACCCCCAGGCCGCGCCCGUGGUGUGCCGGCACGUGCUGGACACCCUCAUCCAGCUGGCCAAGGUCUUCCCCAGCCACUUCACCCAACAACGAGGCCGAGACCCCGCCGCCGACCCGGAGCGCGACCGCGGCCCCCCCAAAUCCGGGGGCAGCCCUUGCCCUCCCCCACCCCCCCUGCCCCCCCAGUCCCAAUCCGGCUCGCUGUCCACCGAUUUUUGGGACCUGCUGGUCAAGCUGGACAACAUGAACGUGAGCCGGAAGGGGAAGGGGUCAGCGCGGGCGGGGGGCGGCGGGGGCGGCCCCGAGCCCGAGGCGGCCGGGGGGGGCCUGGAGGCGUCGCCGCUGGGGCAGCUGAUGAACAUGCUGUCCCACGGCGUCAUCCGCCGCAGCCCCCUCCUCACCGAGAAGCUGCUGCGCCUCCUCUCCCUCAUCUCCAUCGCCCUCCCCGAGGGGGGCAAGGCCGGCGAGGGGGGGGCAGCGCCCCAAAACGGAGCCCCCGCACCCCCCGCGCCCGCCCCGCCCGCGGGAGGGGGUGGGACGGGGACGGGGGCGGCCGCAGCGCCCGGGAGCCCCCCGGGACAGGGGGGCAACGGAGGAGGAGGAGGAGGAGGAGGAGGAGGAGGAGCGGCCACGGCUGGAGGAGCAGCGGCCCCUGCCAAGAGCUCCAAGUCCCCUGCCAAGGUCCCCGAGGGUGGCCCCGACCCCCGGCUGGCGGCCACGGGCCUGACCGAGAGCCAGCUCCAACUCUCCGUGGAGGUGCUGACGUCGCACUCGUGCUCGGAGGAGGGGCUGGAGGACGCGGCCAAUGUCCUGCUGCAGCUGUCGCGGGGGGACGCGGGGACAAGGGACACGGUGCUGCGGCUGCUGCUCAGCGGGGCCCGGCAGCUGGGGGGGUCCCUGUGCCGCCAGAUCGGGACGUUGCUGGCCGAGCUCCGUGAGUACAACCUGGAGCAGCAGCGGCGGGCGCAGCUCGAGGCGCCGUCCCCCGAGGGGCUCCCCGAGGAGCAGCCCCCCAGCGCCAAGCUCAAGGGCAAAAUGCAGAGCCGCUUCGACACGGCCGAGAGCGUGGUCAUCGUGGCCUCUCAGAAGCGCGCUCUGGGCGGCCGGGAGCUGCAGCUGCCCUCCAUGUCCGUGCUGACCUCCAAGACGUCCACGCAGCGCUUCUUCCUGCGCGUGCUGCAGGUCAUCAUCCAGCUGCGCGACGACACGCGCCGGGCGCACCGCAAGGCCAAGCAGCCCGGCCGGCUGGGCGCCGCGGGGCUGGGGGCGGCCGGCAGCAUCCAGGCCGCCGUCCGGCAGCUGGAGGCCGAGGCCGACGCCAUCAUACAAAUGGUACGUGAGGGCCAGAGGGCCCGGAGGCGGCAGCAGGGAGACACGUCGGAGGCCGGGCCCGCGGACGCCGUCCCCCGGCGCGAGGAGUCGCCCAUGGACGUGGACCAGCCCUCGCCCGCCCCGCAGGACGUGGGCCCCGAGGCGGCGCAGGGCGGGGACCGGGACCGGGACCGGGACCGGGAGGAGCGGCCCCCGGAGCUGCCCCUGCUGAGCGAGCAGCUGAGCCUGGACGAGCUGUGGGACAUGCUGGGAGAGUGCCUCAAGGAGCUCGAGGAGUCCCACGACCAGCACGCCGUGCUCGUGCUGCAGCCGGCCGUCGAGGCGUUUUUCCUGGUGCACGCCACGGAGCGCGAGAGCCGCCCGCCGGUGCGGGACACGCGGGAGAGCCAGCUGGCACACAUCAAGGACGAGCCGCCGCCGCUGUCCCCCGCGCCCCUCACCCCCGCCACCCCCUCCGCCCUGGACCCCUUCUUCUCCCGGGAGCCCUCGGCCAUGCACAUCUCGGCCAGCCUGCCCCCGGACACGCAGAAAUUCCUGCGCUUCGCCGAGACCCACCGGACGGUGCUGAACCAGAUCCUGCGGCAGUCCACCACGCACCUGGCCGACGGCCCCUUCGCCGUGCUGGUCGACUACAUCCGCGUGCUGGACUUCGACGUCAAGCGCAAGUAUUUCAGGCAGGAGCUGGAGCGCCUGGACGAGGGGCUGCGCAAGGAGGACAUGGCCGUGCACGUCCGGCGCGACCACGUCUUCGAGGACUCGUACCGGGAGCUGCACCGCAAAUCCCCCGAGGAGAUGAAGAACCGCCUCCAUUUCUGGGGCGCUGCCCCCCGUUUUUGGCCCCCCAGGUACACGGACAUGGAGAGCGAGGACUAUCACUUCUACCAGGGCCUCGUGUACCUGCUGGAGAACGACGUCUCCACGCUGGGCUACGACCUCACCUUCAGCACCGAGGUGCAGGAAUUUGGGGUGUGUGAGGUGCGGGACCUGAAGCCCAACGGGGCCAACGUGCUGGUGACGGAGGAGAACAAGAAGGAGUACGUGCACCUCGUGUGCCAGAUGCGCAUGACCGGCGCCAUCCGGAAGCAGCUGGCGGCGUUCCUGGAAGGGUUCUACGAGAUCAUCCCCAAGCGCCUCAUCUCCAUCUUCACGGAGCAGGAGCUGGAGCUGCUCAUCUCGGGGCUGCCCACCAUCGACAUCGACGACCUCAAGGCCAACACCGAGUACCACAAGUACCAGGGCAACUCCAUCCAGAUCCAGUGGUUCUGGCGCGCCCUGCGCUCCUUCGACCAGGCCGACCGCGCCAAGUUCCUGCAGUUCGUGACGGGCACGUCCAAGGUGCCCCUGCAGGGAUUCGCCGCCCUCGAGGGCAUGAACGGCAUCCAGAAAUUCCAGAUCCACCGCGACGACCGCUCCACCGACCGGCUGCCCUCGGCCCACACCUGCUUCAACCAGCUGGACCUGCCGGCCUACGAGAGCUACGAGAAGCUGCGGCACAUGCUGCUGCUGGCCAUCCAGGAGUGCUCCGAGGGCUUCGGGCUGGCCUAGGGGGGCCGCGCCGGCCCCCCCGCUGGGGCUCUAUAAAUAUAUAUAUAUUUUUUGGUUCCAUUGGC
Molecule: messenger RNA, 11991 nt
Organism: Lonchura striata (white-rumped munia)
Lineage: Eukaryota; Metazoa; Chordata; Aves; Passeriformes; Estrildidae
Source: RefSeq, a predicted model, not a curated record